Messenger RNA from Penicillium argentinense, 1455 nucleotides. Its product is annotated as arylsulfotransferase family protein. Lineage: Eukaryota; Fungi; Ascomycota; Eurotiomycetes; Eurotiales; Aspergillaceae. The transcript is spliced from 3 exons. The coding region runs from base 1 to 1455 and encodes 484 amino acids. The record is from RefSeq and is a predicted model, not a curated record.
AUGAUUCUUGGUCUUGCGAGCCGUGGAAUGGCGGAACCUGCAUCGUGGAUAUCGUUCCAAUCUAGGCCUGACAUCCACGCUCCUUUAUUCAAUGUGAAUAUCAACGACGAGAGCUUGGUCACACCAGGCUAUAUAUUUGUGGCUCCGUACAGAACGGAACUCCCGGGACCUUACAUAUAUACUACCGACGGGGAUCUUGUCUGGAGUGGAUCGGAUGGUUCAACCACUGAGAUUUUCCAUGAUCUGCACGUCUGCAAUUAUAGAGGGUCAGAUCAUCUUUGUUUCUUCCAAGGAACUCAAAUCGAAGGCUAUGCGCGGGGCCGAAAUAUGAUAAUCAAUAACGACUAUCAACCGACUACGGUGGUACAGAGUGGCCACGGACUGACUCUAAGCGACAUGCACGAGCUAGAAGUCCUCGACGGAGAACGCAUGUUGUUCACUGUCUACCAGCCACGGCCAUACGAUCUAUCAGCCUACGGCAUAAAGACCCCAAAUGGCUGGGUCAUGGAUGGUUUUUUUCAGGAAGUCGAUAUUAAAAGUGGAGCGGUGCUCUUUGAGUGGGGAUCUCUUGAUCACGUUCCCCUUACGGAGACAUACGUUUCUUUGGGGAUCAAUCCAGUCGUAGGCGAUGGAUUAAGCAAUUCUACCGCUUGGGAUUAUUUCCACAUAAACUCAGUCGACAAAUCUUCACAAGGAGACUAUCUUGUUUCCGCAAGACAUACUAGCUGCAUCUACAAAAUUUCGGGUAAAGAUGGCUCUGUGGUAUGGCGACUAGGUGGUCUCAACUCUACCUUCAACAUGGCCAGCUUCAAUUUUUCUUCGCAACAUGAUGCGCGUUUUCACGAAGAAAAUGACACACAUACAGUGCUUUCGCUGUUCGAUAACGGAAGUGAUAACUACAGAAAUACUUCACUCACAUCGUCCGGCAUGAUCAUCGCGAUCGAUCACCUAACCAACACCGCGACACUUGUCAAAAGAUUCGAGGCUCCAGGACAAGGACUACGUUCUACAAGCCAGGGAAACACCCAAUUACUGUCCACUGGAAAUACAUUCAUUGGAUGGGGAAGCAAUCCAUCCUUUUCAGAGCAUACUGCAGAUGGUACACCAGUCUACUUCGCCACCUUCAAUGACGAUGAUUCGAUGAAUUACCGCGCAUUCAAGUACAAUUGGACAGCGACCCCAUCCGAUCCUCCAGCCCUUGCCGCCCAAGCUCCUUCAUCAAAUGGUGCAACCACAUUUUGGGUGAGCUGGAAUGGAGCGACCGAUUACAGUCACUGGAACUUUUACGGGACCACUUCCGCAUCCGAUGAAUUUGCGCUAUUGGCUACAGUCGGCAAGCAGGGCUUCCAGACUACCUACACGAGCCCUAACUUCCAUCCUCUAGCAUUUGCGGAAUCAGUUGCUGUUGAUGGUUCAAGUAUGAGAAAUUCGUCGGUGACGGGAUCCUUUCCUUAA